CACGGAGCCCCCCAGGCGCCCCCCACAGAGGCGCUUCUAAGCUGUGCCCCUUUCCCUGCCCUCCCAUGAGGCAACCCUGGCUGGCUUCUCCCCCAGGGCCAUGCCAGGCCAGAGGACAGAGAGCCACUCCCCAGCCUGCACAGGCCUGGCCUCUGGGACAGGAGGGAGCUCUUGCCUAAGUUUUCCAGGUCUCCACGACGCAGGGCUGGGCCAAGAUGUUUUCUCAGGGGACACCCUUAGGACGCCACCCAAGGGACUCUCCGACCUUCCUGGGCCCCUAUAGCUCAGGGAUACGGCGGAGCGGGGGCGGUUGCCUGGCUGGCGGGUCUGGGUUCCGUGAAGGUUGCCUGGCCAUAGCUCUUGGGCGGUGGAGGGGUCAGUGGUGCUUGUCCGGCGGUCCCCCGGGGGCCGCUAGUAAGGGACGGAACAGAGCCACCAAGGACGCUAGUGGGGAGCAACCUCCCACUAGGUCUCCUACCCAGCGCCUCGAGGCUGCUCAGACGGCGGUGGGCGCCCUCACUGGCGGGGCUCCUGGCUCCUCUUCUGCACAGGUAGGCCUGACCCAGCUCUGCUCUCACAGGGCCUGGGACGCCCGUGUGGUGGAUCUGAAAACGGACAACCAGCUCCUGGGGCUGCUAGCGGCACCAAGCCUUGCCGCUGCCACGUGGGAGAAAUGGCAAGGCUCCGAGGCGCAGGCAGGGACGGAGGACACCCUGGGCCAUGUUCCAAGUCCCAGGUGGGAUCCUGAGCUGGACCGUGAUGACCUGUACCACCCAGCGCCCGAGGAGGCCAGGGAGGCCCAGGAUGAGGCAGGGCUCUGGCCCUGGGCACUGUCACUUCCCCAGGUGCUUCAAGGGCCAGAGGAGGACCGAGACCACAUCUACCACCCCAGGGAGGAUUCUGGGGGGCCCUGACCCCUCCCCAACUGGAAAAAUAAACCUCAUAGGGGUGGAGGCCACAUGUGUCCUCAGCAACAGUGACCGUGGUCCUAGCCUGCUCUGUCGGGGACAAGGAAAGGCCUGUGUCCUCCUGGUGCACAGGCUUAUCUCCAAAGACUAAGAGCCCCCAAGCUCCCCCAACCCAGCGCCCCUGCUCCUGGGAUGAUCGGCUCCCCUCCGGCCUCCUCCCUGGAUGGUGGGGUGGGGCCCGGGGCAUGGCAGAGGUCAGUGCUUGGGACCAGUCAGCGUCCCACAGAUGGGCCCUAAAAAGACAGCAGGAGGGUGCGUCGCUGGGUGCUCAGGUGCACAGGGGCUCAGGUUGGGGGGUGGUGCAGGACUCAGGCCCAGGCUCCUGGUCCUCCCCAUUCUCUGGGUGCUUGUCCAGUGCUGUCUGAGGGGCCGGACCCCAGGGCAUGGCCCAACCUUGCGGCUGCAGGCACGGGCUCACUGGGGCUAUUUGACGCACUGAACCUGGGUCGAGGACGCUGCCUGUGACGAUCACGCCUCUGCCUCAAGAGGGAAGCCUGGAGUGCUCCCCACACCCCGGCCUGAGCCCCUCCACUGGUUAGGACAAACAGAGCUCCAGGCAGAGGCCAUCCAGGGCUCAAUUUUGAGGCAUGCGGCUGCUCCGGGGACUGCGGUCUGGUCUGGGGUGACCUCAUGCGCCCUGGAAUUCCAUGUCCUGUCGUGGGUCCCCUCUGAGCACCUGGAUGGCAGCCCACGCCCCAGGGCUCUCCCUAGUGGCUCAUGUGCUCGCCACUUGGCACUGUGCCAGCAGGCCAGGUCAUCUUCAUGUCAUCGCUGAAGGGACCCCAGACUGGACCGUGACCUGCCCGUGGUCCUGCCCUAAAGCGGCAGGGUGGGCCCCAGCCUCCUCACUGCACCUGGCACCCGCUCUUGCCCCCGAUCUGGGGAGCCAGGUGCCUGGGGAGGCCCCAGAUUGCAUCCCGCAUGGCACGCACGGGGGUUAGCAGGCCCGUAGGUCGUUCCCCCUGCCCCGUCAGGUCAAGGGUGGCCAUCUCGAAGCAAUUUGGGGGUGCCCAGCUCAGAUCCAAGGUCAGUCAGUGGUGACCUUGGCCCUGGGCAGACCAGGGCGGCUUGUAGCCCAGUCUCUCUCUGGAGCCAGGACUCCCCAAGGGCAUUUCCUCCAGCCCAAGGGCUGCGAGUGCCUGGGGAGGCGGGGUGAGCUGGGGAUUCGCAGCUGGGCCGUUGGGGUGUGCGAGCCUUGUGGGCAGGAGGACACCGGCAGCGGCCAGAGGCUCUUCCGUGUAGA
Molecule: messenger RNA, 2211 nt
Organism: Neogale vison (American mink)
Lineage: Eukaryota; Metazoa; Chordata; Mammalia; Carnivora; Mustelidae
Gene: PRAP1
Product: proline rich acidic protein 1
Exons: 2
Coding region: 216-914 (232 amino acids)
Source: RefSeq, a predicted model, not a curated record